Messenger RNA from Lytechinus pictus (painted urchin), 5508 nucleotides. Its product is annotated as DDB1- and CUL4-associated factor 5-like. The coding region runs from base 178 to 2718 and encodes 846 amino acids. The record is from RefSeq and is a predicted model, not a curated record. The transcript is spliced from 8 exons. Gene Ontology annotation, cellular component: Cul4-RING E3 ubiquitin ligase complex; cytoplasm. Gene Ontology annotation, molecular function: protein binding. NCBI's taxonomy places the organism in Eukaryota, Metazoa, Echinodermata, Echinoidea, Temnopleuroida, Toxopneustidae.
AGACGUCGCUGAAUGUUCGUUCGCAUCGCUAUUUCGCUGCCCCUGGUGUCCGAAGGUAAACAAUCCAAGAACUGGUCUGGUAGAGCAAGCGACGACUCGAGAGAAAAUCUUUCGUAAAAAGCUGAGAAUCGCCUUCAUGACUUAGCCUUUUCCUUCUUACUCGGAAGUAAGGAAAACAUGGAGGGAUUUAAGACACACACAUGCUAUGAAAAGGCGACGGAACUGUCUCAUAUGAUAUCUCGUCGACAGCAGAAUGGCUGCACAAGUUUACCGAGAAUAGUGUUGAACAGCCGCAUCAAUGCAAUGCACAGGAAAGAGCCAUUCUAUCGACUCAAUUUAUUGGGGCACUACGGCUGUGUCAACGCCAUUGAGUUCAGCAAUAGAGGCGGAGAUUAUCUUGCAUCAGGUGGAGAUGACAGACGUAUUCUCCUGUGGAAUGUGAACGAAGCUCUCAACGUAAAAUAUGAACCACGUAGCAUGAAGGGAGAGCACCACUCAAACAUCUUCUGUUUGGCUUUUGAUAAUGAGAAUGGAAAGAUUUACUCGGGAGGGAAUGAUGAUCAAGUUAUAGUCCAUGAUACCAGGAGAGGUGAUGCGAUAGAUUUGUUCUUACAUGAGGAUGCUGUUUAUGGCUUAGCAGUAGAUCCCAGGAAUGAUAAUAUCUAUGCCAGUGCCUGUGCAGAUGGAAGGGUUCUUCUUUGGGACAUCCGAGCCCCAAGUCAUCAAGAACCAUUUGUAUUAGCCAACUAUGUGACAGCAUUCCAUGCCGUUGUGUACCAUCCUCAAGAGCCUAGGUUUCUAGCCACUGCCAAUGCUAAAGAAGGUAUCGCCCUGUGGGACGUCAGAGCGCCCAAAAGUUGCCUUUUACAAUACGGAAGUGCCUACACCCAGAUGAAUGCAAUGAGUGUGCGUUUUAACCAGAGCGGUAGCCAGUUGCUUGCGUUGCGGAGAAGGCUACCGGCGGUGCUCUACGAUAUCCACAGUUCAGUGCCGUCUGUGGAGUUCAACCACGAUGGCUAUUAUAACUCUUGUACCAUGAAGAGCUGCUGCUUUGGAGGUGACAGAGAUCAGUUUGUCUUAUCCGGUUCUGAUGAUUUCAACCUCUAUAUUUGGAGAGUUCCAGAUCCAUGUGAAGGAAUUCAACAAGUGAAUGAAGCAUCCCAUGUGUUAAAAGGACAUCGUCAGAUUGUCAAUCAAGUCAGGUUUAGUUCAAGAAAUUUCCUCAUUGCAUCGUCUGGAGUGGAGAAAGUCAUCAAGCUUUGGAGUGCAAUUAAAUUGCCAGGGAUGUCUGAUGGCAAUGAAUCCCCAAGGAAGAUGUUCACCCGCCAGCAGUACUUCAACUUGAUGAUAAGCUCAGGAUCAGCUCUCUCCCAUGACUACUCUGACAAAUCCAAAGAUGAGGACCCAAGGAUGCUUGCCUUCUUUGAUUCCUUUAUCCAGCGAGAGGUUGACCACAGCUUCAGCAGCGAUUCCUCAGAUAAUAGUGCCUUGAGCCCAGAUAGCUUGUACCUCCACUUUGUACGUGAUCACAGUGAUGACGGGAACAGUUCUGACAGGGAUGGUCCUGUCAUGCCAUCACUGUUGCCUCCGGAACUUGGAAUGAUCAGUGAUAGUGACAGUGAUCCAACAAAUUGUGAAUUGAGUAAUGCUGAGGUGAAGCCCAAGGCUCGUAAAGAGAGGAAUGUGAGCACCAGCAGCGAUACUCCUGGAUUGAGUGUUGGUGGGCCAUCAUUGCAGAAGAGAGGUCAGAAAGACAGGAGUAGGACAAGUACAUCGGAUGCUGUUGAUAGAGGCAGCACAAGUCAGGCCAGUCAUGAAUCAAGUGACAGCAGGCGGAGAGGAAGACAACAGAGCAGGAGCUCUAGUGAUUCCUCUAGUAGUAGUGAUGAAUCAGAGGACUUCUUGGUGAUGAGAUAUCGCAGUCGUCUAUUACGCCGCAUCAUGCGUCAGAAGAGUAAGAAAGGGAAGGAUGGGUCUUUGGUUGGAAAAUCUAUGGGAAAUUCCCCGUCGCAGGUGGAAAAGGAUAGACUAUCAAGCUUGCAGCAGCGUUUGGCCUUCAGCCGUGUGAUGAAGGAACGGAUUACGACAGUGAGUGACAGCGAUUCUAGCAUGUCUGAUGACAAUGAACAGUUUCUUGCGAUUGUUGGCCAGCUCAGGCAAAGGACAGACUCUGCCCGUCAGCGAGCUGCCUCACUACGCCGCCAUAGGAUGCGAGCAUUAGAGGAGAUAUCUAGUUUAACAGGUGGAUUUAGUAGAUCUGCAACAUCCUCAUCUUUGCCUUCAUCAAGGAGUCCUCAGAGAGAGCCUCCUGCAGCUUCAUUAAUGAAUAGAUUAGCACCGUCCAACCUUUCCUCACCUUCAAACUCGCCCAAGAGAGUCCCAAAACUUACUGCCACAGGCUCUGAAGCAUCCUGCAGUUCAAAAACUAGUGCUAAACCAUCUACUAGUUCCAAGAAAACGAAAAGUAAGCCACCAAAGUCAAAAUCAAGUCAAAGCAUUUCAAAUUCAAACCUGGCCAGCACAUCGAAGGGAAGUAAUCAUGCUUGUUCAAAUAAUGUAGAAGCGGCUGGGUGUAGCAAGGACACUGAAGCAUCAAGUCAAACCAAGGAUGGCAGUAAGAAUGGCUUUAAGAAGUUUAAAUUGAACAGUUCAGGUAAAAAGAGACAUUAUCGCAGCACAAACUGUUACUCAAGACAAAAAGACAGUGAUUCUGAUUAGAAACUUUGCAAAAGUGUUUUUGCUUUUCUUUGUAUGGGAAACAAUCUUUUCCAAAAACCUUUUUAAUUUACUUCUUUAUGCUCCUGGAGCACUCAACAGAGUGGAUUUGGCACUUUGUAAGUCACAUUACUAUUAUUAUAACCAAUCCUCAUUCAUCAGAAAAUGAGGAUUUAACAAAGGAAACACGUACACACGAAUCAUUAAUCUGCCUAAGUCAAAUCUUUUUGGACCACAGAAAUCUAGGUCCUUUUUCAAAAAAGACUUGUUGUAUUAACAAGUGCACUAUUUCUAUAACAAGUUAAGUAUAGGCCAAUCAAAUUGGAUGAUUUCAGUAGCUUUAAACUGUUACUGAAAAUUUGUUAUAAGUUUUGUGAAACUAGACCCUCUUCAUUUCAAGUGAUAUUCACCCUUGAAGAUGAUUAUGUAAACAGUACAUGAUUUGUACGUUGUCUGAAAAAUUGCUUCCACACAGCCAGUUAUUUGACUUAUAGAAGGUCAACUAAGCCAUACUGAACUUCGCGUUCAAAAAGCAGUCAAUAAAAAUGUUGACAAAAUUGAAUAACUGUUCUGGAGAUAUGAUUUUUGAAAGUUUAUAGAUUCCACCCUCUUGAGUUGUCAACUAUGUGAUGUCAGUAGAAUCACUAUUCUCCAUCAGCUUUAUGAAGAAUUUUUUUGCUCUUCCAUAUUGGGAAUUUUUAGGAGAGCAGUCAUUCUAGAUCCCUCUGAAAACAUGCAAAAGAGAAUCACCCUGAAGGUAUUCAAGUUUAUUUGAGAAAUUUGAGUGAUACGCACUAUACAAGAACUAUUAGUGUUCAAGUAGUAUAUGUAUUCCACAAUGUCACAUAGUUGACAAAUCAUUAUUAUGUCAUGAAAACUUUGAAAAGGAAUUUCUCUUGAAUAGAUGUUUGAUUUUGUACAAAAUUGCAACGAUGUGGUCAUUUUCCUUUUUUUUUCAAUAACCUUUACCCCAAGUAUAUGAAGAUUUAUACUGAUGAACGUGAAGCUUCCAGGGGGCAGUUCAUCAACAUUUUUUGUCUGGACAGUUGUCAAAUAUGACAAAUUUACUUAGUUCACAUUUAAGCGCAUGUGUCUGACUGUUACUAUGGUAAUUGUUGGAAAUAUGGCAACUUGUCAGCACUGACAACUUUUAUGAAACUGUCCCACAGGCUACCUUCUUGUCAGAUACUCUACAGGUAUUUCUACUUUUUUAGUGAUUUGUGAUUAAACCAGUAAUUCCUAUUUUCCGGGAGAUUCUGGAGGAACAAGUCAUUUGUAGAUUGCAGAUGAAUUAAUUAUUCUGCAAAGAAAUUGUUUUGUUGGCAUUACCCACAAAUAUACACAUACAUACAUAUUUGAUCAUAAUAUACAGAUAAUAUAUAUUUGUAGCAGUAUAUAAUUUCAGGCAAAUUUUGAGCAAUUCUGAGAAUGAGUAUUGAAAGUUAAGUGUUACAGUUAUCAUUUUAGCAAAGCAAAAAUUUGCAACUCAUCAUUCAAAGCCCGGGGAUUCAAAAUAACAUCUCAUUAGCUCAGUACUAAAAAAAAAAACAUGCCCACACAGAAUGCACUACUAGUAAUUCGUUUUUCUUUAUUUCAAUCAUACAUGUUCCUUAUGUGAUUAUGAUAUUUGAAAAUGUAUUUUUAUUCAUACCCCAUUCCUUCAUGGGUUAAUUUUUUUUUAACAGAACAAGGAAUAAAAAACUAUGAAAUUUUAUUUAUGGGGUGCAGUUUGGAGGUGAAUUAUGUUGCCAAUUUUCUAUAAUAACUUUCAAAUUCAUAUUCUUUCAUUGAAAUUUGCUAAAGGUAACCCCGGAUUGGCUAUUCACAUAUUUUCUGCUUCUGCUCAAAUUUAAUCAUUUGUGGCUUGACUUUCACUUUUAUGGCAUUGAAUAUUUCAUUUAUUAGUUUAUGGUUGGUCAUUCAUUGACUGCUGGUCAUUCCUUUUUAUUAGAGGAAAAUAUUCAUGUGCCUUCAUGUUCUUGUAAUGCAAACUAUUUCAGUUCAAUUGGAAGUCUUUAAAGCUAUCUUGUUACAUUCAAAAUUCAUACAAAAUUGAGUAAAUUUAAACCCCUUCCAUUUUCAAUGAGGUUGCGAGGGAGGGAGUGAAUUUUUUUAUGGUAUCACGCUCGGUGUCCGUUCCUCCGUCCGUUAACUUUUCCUUGUAAACAGGAUAAUUUCAGUUUGACUUCACCCAGGCUCAUUUAAUUUGAUGUGUAUGAUACUAGCAUGGAUCCCAGGAAGCCUAUUAAUUUUGAGGUUAAAGGUGAAGUCACCACCUUCCACUUUUCUUGCUUGACCAAUAACUCAAUUUUCCGCGUUACAGGCGGGCGUAUUAUGUGCUCACCUUAGCGACACUUGUUAAAUCACUGGUCAUUUUCAAGCUUUGCAAAAAAAUUAUGUUGAGAGUUAAAAAAAUAAAAUCAGACAUCCAAAGUUCCAAACUACAUAAUGUCAAUGAAACUUUCUUCAUUGUUGAGGUUAUCCAUGACACACAAUAAAUGUAGAUUAAUUCUGUUGAAUUAAAAUGAUAACAUGUAGAAUCAAUGAAUUAAAGAAAAGGCAUCUUAUAACAGUGAAUUCUCCCCAUUUUCUCAAGUUACUUUGGUCAAGAGGGAUUCCUCUUUCUCAUGCUGAUAAACAUUCUUGCUUGUAAACUUUAACCAUAUUUUUAUGGGAGUGUAUGUAUAUACACGUAUAUACGUUAAUGCUCUCAAAGUAACAUGCUUUGUAUCAUUAUAUCAUUCUGAAGAAUUGUUUUGGGCGAAAUAUUGAUAAUAAAGUUUAUUUAACACA